This is a messenger RNA of Daphnia magna, 1486 nucleotides long. RefSeq lists its product as uncharacterized. Lineage: Eukaryota; Metazoa; Arthropoda; Branchiopoda; Diplostraca; Daphniidae. The record is from RefSeq and is a predicted model, not a curated record. Bases 803 to 1456 code for a protein of 217 amino acids. The transcript has 6 exons.
UUAUUUUUUUAUUUAUUUUUUAUUUUUCGGCUUUGUGUUGUGUGGGGUAUUUUGGCGCGCUUUUUCUUUGUGUGUGAAACAACAGCGGCUGGUGUUGCAGUGGCUGACGUUUAUGCGUCGCUACCGCUGACAUCCCUGCUGGUUGUGCAGAAGGGCAUUUUUGUAAACCAACAACGGCUAGUGUUGCAGUGGCUGACGUUCAUGCGUCGCUACCGCUGACAUUCCCGUUAGUUGUGCGGAAGGGUAUUUUUGUUGUUAUACAACAGUGGCUGGUGUUGCACUGGCUGACGUUCUGCGUCGCUACAGCUGACAUCCCCGCUGGUUGUGCGGAAGGAUAAUUUUGUUAUACAACAGUGGCUGGUGUUGCAGUGGCUGACGUUCUGCGUCGCUAUUGCUGACAUCUCUGACGGUCGGGAAUAGAAUAAUUUGUAGACCAAAAAUAAAUAAAUAGAUAAAAAUAAAUUGGCAGUCAUUUUAUUUCGUUCUUCGUCGAGUUCGCCUUCUGGAUAUCGUUUUCUUCAACUGAAAAGUGGAUUACAUCUUCUCGUGGAUUUCGUCAACUAUUGCUGCAUUCUGGAAUUGAAUUACCUGAUAUUCUUGCCUUGGAUUGAAAUUUGAAUCUCGUGGCCGUAACUGUACAGUCUACUUAAUUCUCCAUGCUCUACUCACUCUGAACUCUUGUUUUGUCAGUGCAUUGAUGCUCUAAGUUAGAGUGUUGCAGGCUUGCAGCAUCAUAGUUACAAAAACAACUUGGUCGUCAACGUCAUACGUCAACAUCAAUUUAUUCAAGGUAAAUUUGAUAAUGAAAAGGGUUAAUACUGCUAGCAGCACAUCUCAGGCUCACAUAAGGAGAAUGCGUCGGGAGGCAUAUCAAAACGUGGAGGUUGCUAAUUUGUCUCAGUUUCAAGUAGAACGUGACAUCAACAGUAUUUGUGAACCAGUAUUUCAAGACUACACUAAAAGAAGUUUGGAAUUUUUAAAAAUCCAAUUUCGAGAAAUGACUGCAAAAAUCGACGAUCUUUUGGACUCGAGACCGAAACCGUGUAUUUGUACAAUACAAAGAAUCGAAGAAAAUGAACAGCAAUUCCUUUUGCAUUUGGAUUCGUUCGAUGCUAUUGAACAUCUUGAAAAUUCAAUGAAGGACCAACAAUCUCGACAACAAAUGAUCCUUUUGCUGCUCCGUAUCGGUGGAAUAAAUCUCCAGAAAACGGUUUAUGCAAUAAUGGAAAAGUUAUUCUCAUACGAAAUUGGAACUAAGUUCACUUGGACGGGAAAAUCCUCAAAAGGAAUCGAGAAAGCUAAAUUUUCUGAUCUGAAGAAUAUCUAUGCUGCAAUCUCUGGUGCCGUCCUCGGUAACAAAGACCUUGCUGGUGAUGAGAAAACUACAGUUAAAGUGCAGUAUCAAGUAACCGAGUGGCUUCGUCACUGUCAGCAGAAUUUGAAAAGUCAAAUGUAGUUGAUGAAUAAAUAAAACAUUUGAAAAAUG